CAUUGUAUUGAAUGUAUUUUUUUCAGUUGGUGGUGGUGGUUGCAUGUAAAUAUGUAAGGAAAUUCGGCAUAUGUACGUUUGGUCACCACGAAAGACUUCAAUGCCGAACAAGUUCUUUAGUUAUUUACAAAUUGUUGUUGAGGGCGGACUACAACUUUGUCGCGGUAUUCUAUUGUUUCAAGCUUCAUACUUAAGUAUUUACAUGCUCGAUACGGUUGUGAAAUAUACAUUUAAAAAAUAUACGAGUUCAUUUUUAUUAUGUACAUAUGUACAUAUUUAUGUACUAUGUACAUGUGUUUAAUGUGCUUAAAUUAUCCAAUUAUCCUGAAUGAAAAAUGUAAGUCCAGGAUUCAAAAACAGUACUACUAACUAAAGCAAAAUUUCCCUCAGCGAACGCAUAAAACAGGAAACGAGCAAAUAACUAAUGAUCUCAAAUAAAGACAUUCACAGUACGAAUUAUUAAAAACAGGAAAUUUAGAUAUUUUUAAUCAUACAAAAUGAUUUUAAUUACAAGGAAGCAUUUUCUAUAUAUAUGUAUUUUACUUUUGACACCAUCUUAUGAUGCAACUGGAUUACAAGGUGUGCCGUCAUGGAUAUGCCUUGGCUUAAAAUCACCUUUUAUUAAAUUUGGAAUUAAGGAGGAAGAACUAGCUAAUACAAGUAUUCCGCUAAAUAUUACUAAAGAUGAACAAGCAUAUAUGCAUCAAGAGGGUCUUCGUAAGCUCGGUACUUUUAUUAAGCCUAUCGACCUAAGAGACUCAACGACUGGUUUCGUUAAAGCCGAUCUCACAAAAAGACUGACAUUUGAUCCGCCAAGCACAGCAUCUCGCCGUAUUCAUCCAAUACAGGAGGAAAUGAAUCAAAAGCAAAUUAUACUUCUUGAUGAAGAUACAGACGAAAAUGGAUUACCGGCCAGCUUAACAGAUGAAGACCGCAAGUUCAUAGUACCCAUGGCUUUAAAGAAUAUAUCACCUGAUCCUCGUUUGCUUGGUAUAAAACCAACUUCCUCUGUCCUCAAAAAUGAAAAGUCAACAAUAGCAUCCAGUAGUUCUUCAACACAACUGACCAUUAGUUCCACCUCUAACAUCGAUGACUUAAAGAAACACAUACUGUUUCUACAUAAUAUGACCAAAACCAACACAAACUUUGAAUCGAAGUUUGUUAAAUUCCCUAGUCUACAAAAAGACAAGACUAAGCCAUUGGAUGGAAAUUUUGCCAAGCCGGUAAAGCGUCCGCAAAGACCAAUUUUUCAGUAUUCAGCGCCCAUUGCCCCACCAACUCAUAAGGUUCUGCAAGAAUCUCCUGGGUAUCACCAGAUAAAUAAUUCCAGUGAUGUUAACAUUAUUGAUGCUGACAAGAAAAUUUCCACAGAGACUCAAGUGCCUUUGUUAUAUGAAAUACAGUCAACAACUGCUCCGGCAGAUGCACAAAUUAUACCAAUCAUUAAUACAACACCUGUAUUACGCACAACGAAACGCCCGCCUUGUCUGCGUAAUCCUGACUCGCCAAAAUGUAUACGACAACGCCGUCGAGAGGAACAACAGCGGCAGCGAGAACGUGAUGACUGGUUCCGAGGUCAAUCAGAAUAUAUACAACCCAAUUUUCAGCCAAUUGUACAAACAAUUAAUAACACCAAGCGGUUCGCAGUAUCUAUUGAGAUACCAGAUUCAUUUAAAGUUCACUCUACAUUUACUUCAGCAUCUAAACGAUCAGAGGAAGAAUUACUGUCACGUUUAGAACGUUCUCAACCCAGAACCAAUAACCACAUGGACGACAUAGAAAUUGGUUCAGAAUAUAACCCGAUACCAUUUUCAAAAACUGAAGGUUAUUAUCAGAAUCAUAUUGUGAUGACAUCCGCAAAUGUUGCUAGCGAGCAGGACUUUCUAAGUGACAAAUACAAUGUGUCUUCUGUAAAUGAAAACAAUAAUGACACAUCUUCAGAUUCUUAUACUGAACAAAUUGAUAUAAAUCCAAAAAAUUGUUUUGGCAUCAAUGGCUUAAGUUACAGUCAAAAAAAACAAUGUGUAAAGCAUACAAGUGUCAUGCCAGCAAUAAGUCGUGGAGCUCGAGCAGCAAUUCAAGAGUGUCAAUUUCAAUUUAAAAAUCGCCGGUGGAACUGCAGUGUCACUAACGACGAAACAGUUUUUGGUCCCAUGACGAGCAUAGCGGCACCUGAAAUGGCAUUUAUUCACGCUCUUGCCGCCGCAACAGUGACCAGUUUCAUAGCACGUGCCUGUAGGGAUGGCCAAUUAGCUUCUUGUGGCUGUUCUCGUGGCACUCGGCCAAAACAACUUCAUGACGAUUGGUCUUGGGGCGGAUGUGGCGACAAUCUGGAAUAUGCCUAUAAAUUUGCAACGGACUUUAUAGAUGUUCGUGAAAAGGAAGCUAAUCGAGAAACUCGUGGAGUUAAUCGAAAUCGAGCACGCGAAGGAAUUAAAAAAAUUCGAAUGCAGGCUGACGAUACAAAAAUAUCUGAAGAUUUUAACAUAGAAAUAAAAAAAAGUGAAAAAGAUUUACAACAAACACAGAGCAACAAACUAAAAGAUAUUCCACUCAAGAAUAAUAGCAAAAGUUCAAGCACACACCAGGACCUUUUAGAGCUUCAGCAGCGUAUUACCAAGGAAAUAUUUAAUUCGAAAUUAAAGGAAAGUGAAAUGCUGGAAUUAAAGGAUAAAAUUAAUAGAGAAAUUAUAAAUUCAAAAUUUUUUAACGGAGACAUUGUCGAGCAACGCCGUAAGGGAAAGCGAAAAAAUCAACGUGCUGUAAUAGAUGAACCAGUAUUACCAAUAAAUCGGUUUAUCAGUAAUGCCAAAGAAAAUGAUAACGUUGGAAUUCAAGUUCGUACCACUGCGAAGGCAAGAAGCCUAAUGAACUUGCAUAAUAAUGAAGCGGGACGUAGAGCGGUGAUUAAAAAAACCCGUAUAACCUGCAAGUGCCAUGGAGUCUCUGGAUCAUGCAGCUUAAUUACUUGCUGGCAACAAUUGUCUUCUAUAAGAGAAAUAGGUGAUUAUCUGCGUGGGAAAUAUGAACAAGCAACAAAAGUAAAGAUUAACAAACGUGGACGGCUUCAGGUAAAAGAUUCUCAAUUUGACGUGCCCACAGCCCAUGACCUUAUUUAUAUGGACGAAAGCCCGGACUGGUGUCGUACUAGUCACAUAAUACACUGGCCAGGUACUCAUGGACGUGUUUGCCGUAAAAAUUCAUCAGGACUAGACAGCUGUGCCAUACUUUGCUGUGGCCGGGGCUAUAAUACUAAGAAUAUUAUAGUUAAUGAGCGCUGCAAUUGCAAGUUCCACUGGUGCUGCCAGGUUAAAUGUCAAGUUUGUACAAAAGUACUCGAAGAGCACACGUGUAAAUAAAAAUUAUAAAUUAGUUUUAAUUUUAAAAUUUACAUGUCAGAACGAUAACGGCAGCUUUUACACAAUAUAUAAAAACAUAUUUGGCUUCCUAGUA
Molecule: messenger RNA, 3453 nt
Organism: Drosophila kikkawai
Lineage: Eukaryota; Metazoa; Arthropoda; Insecta; Diptera; Drosophilidae
Source: RefSeq, a predicted model, not a curated record